AUGUCUUCCCACCGGCUCUCCAUGAACCCCAAGGACCAGAAGGAGACGGCGGACGUGCCCCCCUCCAUCUCCGACCUCCACUGCUUCACCGAAACCAACGGUGUCAUCACAACCACCAUGUUCGACGUGCCGGGGUACCGCGUGGUGCGGGUGCUCGGCGCGGUGUACGGGCUGACGGUGCGGUCGCGUAACUGGGCGGCGGGGCUGACCAUGGUGCUCAAGAGCAUCGCGGGCGGCGAGCUGCGGUGGUUCACGGACAUGCUCUACAGCGCGCGCAACGACGCCAUCUCGCGGGUGGUGGCCGAGACGCAGGCGCGCGGGGGCAACGCCGUCAUCGCGCUGCGGUUCGAUGCUGGGGAGCUGGGCGGGUUCGCGCAGGUGUGCGCGUACGGGACGGCGGCCAUCGUCGAGAAGAUCGACGACACGGUCGAGACGCCGCCGCAGCUGGCUCCCAGGAGCGGUGGAGAGUGA
Molecule: messenger RNA, 471 nt
Organism: Chaetomium globosum CBS 148.51
Lineage: Eukaryota; Fungi; Ascomycota; Sordariomycetes; Sordariales; Chaetomiaceae
Exons: 3
Coding region: 1-471 (156 amino acids)
Source: RefSeq, a predicted model, not a curated record